Vittaforma corneae ATCC 50505 is the source of this 996-nucleotide messenger RNA. RefSeq names its product Sua5/YciO/YrdC/YwlC family protein. The transcript has a single exon. Gene Ontology annotation, cellular component: cytoplasm. Gene Ontology annotation, molecular function: tRNA binding; nucleotidyltransferase activity; double-stranded RNA binding. Gene Ontology annotation, biological process: regulation of translational fidelity. NCBI's taxonomy places the organism in Eukaryota, Fungi, Microsporidia, Nosematidae. Bases 1 to 996 code for a protein of 331 amino acids. The record is from RefSeq and is a predicted model, not a curated record.
AUGAAAAUAGUUAAGUUAGAUGAAAUAGAUAAAGUUGACAUUCAGUCAUACUUCGAGGAUGUCGUUGUAAUUCCAACCGAAACAGUGUACGGUCUGGCUGCUAGAAUAGAUAACGAAAAGGCUCUUAACAAUAUAUUCAAAAUCAAAGGAAGACCAUCUGACAAUCCACUGAUUGUUCAUAUUUCAGAUCGGGAUAUGCUAGAUAAUUUGGUAGAUGGAGAUGUUCCUGCGGAGUAUUCAAUCCUCAUGGAUAGAUUCUGGCCAGGCCCACUCACUCUUCUUUUCAAGUGCAAAGAUUCAGUUUCAAGAACACUCACAGGAAAGGAUAUAAGCACAAUUGCAGUGCGAAUGCCAAAAGGUGAAAAGAUCAGAGAUUUAAUCAAGAGAAUAGGAGUUCCGCUUGCAGCACCGUCUGCAAACACAAGUGGAAAGCCAUCACCCACAAGAGUAGCGCAUGUGAUGGAUGAUUUAGGUGAAAGGGUUUCAUUGUACAUCGAUGGUGGGCCGUGUGAAAUUGGUAUAGAAUCAACUGUUUUUGGCAUUAUUGAUAACAGCUAUAUGAUUUUAAGACCGGGUGGUGUAACAAAAGAAAGUAUUGAGAAGGCAAUUAAUAAGAAGGUAUUGGUCAAAAACAAAGUGGAAAAUAGUGACAUAUUGAUAUGUCCUGGCCAGAAAUACAAACACUAUUCUCCCGAACAUCCUGUCUAUUUAUUUACUGGUUCGACUUGGCGCCAAAAUAUAUCAAAGUAUAGUCAAGUAUUUGAGAAUAUGAAAAUUGGAAUACUCAAGAGAAGGGGAUUGGAAUAUCCAAUCGAGUUUUACAAAGAAUACGAUCUAGGCGAAUGCCUACAAGAUUGCACACGAAACAUCUUUGCAGGUCUUAGAGUUUUAGAUAGAUCCUGCGACGUAAUAUUUGUUGUAGGAUUUGAACUUGAGAAGGAGGGACUGGCCAUUAUGGAUAGACUGGAAAAGGCGGCGAGCCACAUUAUCGACUAA